This is a messenger RNA of Aspergillus ochraceoroseus IBT 24754, 2535 nucleotides long. RefSeq names its product shugoshin family protein. Gene Ontology annotation, biological process: meiotic chromosome segregation. NCBI's taxonomy places the organism in Eukaryota, Fungi, Ascomycota, Eurotiomycetes, Eurotiales, Aspergillaceae. Gene Ontology annotation, cellular component: nucleus; chromosome, centromeric region. Bases 288 to 2252 code for a protein of 654 amino acids. The record is from RefSeq and is a predicted model, not a curated record. The transcript is spliced from 4 exons.
UUACCCGCACUUUCCCAAACAGCAAAAAGCCUGACGAGCUUCUGCGCUAGUCCCAAUGCAGACAAUUGUCAACAACCUCUUCGACACGGCAUCUUUGCUUUUGUUUACAAUACUUUAUUCCACCUCGAAAUUCUCUGUCGACGCUGCGCUCUUCGCACGGUUGAAGCUAAGGGAGUUUACACAUAUAUCGCUCCUUACUCUUGAACGAAACCCCUUUAGGUUUUGAAGAAGAAAAAAAAAGCAACCGGAGAAAAAGGAGAGCCCCCCGACUCCCUGUCUUCCUCACAAUGGCCCGCUUGAAUGAAUCAACAUCGUCAGCUGAAUCAAUAGAAAUAUUAAAAAGACGAUUUGUACGACAAAACCGUGAGAUCGCACGAGUAAAUUCGAUACAGUCCCUGCGUAUUCGCAGCCUCGAAUCAGAGGUCUCCCACCUCCUUGCCGAGAAUGUAUCGCUCCGAGAGCAGCUGAUAAGCCUCAGUCAAGAAUUGGAACGAUUUGAGGCGGCGAGGACGCUACAAGAUGGCGUUUACGAUGUCAAAUCCCGACUCGAUAGCAAGCUAGUAGAGCUGGGAAAUUUGGUCGCAGAGCUGGGAAGCUUGCCUCGCCAGUUCUCUAAAACAUGCCGCGAAAAAUCUGAAUCCACAUCUCAGGUACCUCCAAGACGACCAGACCUAAGUCUUCGCCCUAAUGCUGCCGACUCUGAAUGGAAUCCGAAUGUUGAAGCCGAUGGAAGACUUCCAAUUAUUCUGGAAGAUAAAUAUUAUCCAAGGCGCACAUUAGAGCCUCAAGAAAUUGAACAGUUUGUGAACCAUGACACGAAAAUUCCUAGUUCUCCUGGGCUAGAAGACAUCUCUAUUUCCCCAAAGCCAAGCCCUGAAGAUAUCAGCCUGCCUGCAAACCACGAAGAAGCCGAGGACGAUAUUCAAAAAUUGGGCUACGACGUGGGGGAUGAACACGUGCUACCGCCCACCCUGGAAACAAGGCGAAAGAAAAGGACAGAACCAGCUACGGUAGAUAAAGUGCAGGCCAAUCCCGUAUCACCAUCGUUGCCGGAUGUGAAUUUUACACAAAAAUGUGGCGCAAAACGCAAAUUUUCAGUGGAGGAUGAGCAGAGCUUUGAGCCAGUACCAGCGGAAGACGAUGGCUUCGAAUUCAGUCGGCCUGUUCACUCACCACUAAAUAUAUCCUCGAGUGUGGAUCACUCUCCGGUUAAAAGGAAACCUCAAUCUAGUGUGCGGUCCAUAAGUCUUGGGCAACCCAAGCGAAAAGUACUCGAACCAAAGAAUACAAAUCUCAGUGUAUCUUCCCCCACAAAAUCACGCGCUAUCAAGGGCUACAAUCGGUACCAGAAUAACGCAGCAAACGAUGCAAGAGAGAACCUUCAACCAAAGGAAGACAAAGGCAACAAACUCCGGGAGAGAGACAUUUCCCCGAUAAAGCCGAGUGUUCCUUUGCAUAGCUAUGAACAAGAGGCGGAUAACACUGGAGCUCAUGACGCCGGACAAGAGUCUGCAGCUGCACCCACUCCGCCUGUUCGACCUUCGAGACGCCAGAGGGCCAUCGUCAGCUAUGCCGAACCAAACUUGAGAGACAAGAUGAGACGGUCAACAAACGAGCUUGUAGCGGCAGUCGGGGUUGAUAAACCAAGGAAGUCCACUUCCUACACAGUUCACACAGAUACAGCUAAGGAAUCGGAUGAGCAAAGGAGCAGUAUUGGAGCUUGGGAUGUCGCCGAGGAAAAGCACACCUUGGCUCCUCUGGAAACGCUCAGCAGCCAUGCGAAGCGUCAGAUGAAUAUGAUCUCUCAAAGGAAACGCAAAACUUCACCAAUUGACAAGGCUAGCCAGGCGAGUGAUGGCGCUUAUAUAGAAGACGCAACCGAAGAUCAAACCCAGUUUUCCAGUGCUGAGACGGACAAAAACGAGAAAAAGACAAUAACAAAACAGGAGGAAGCCUCCAUAAAAGUCGAUCCAGCAGUCUCUGGUACAACUAGACAGUCCCGUCGGCACUCCUCAAACAUCAAGUCUUCUGAGCGAAACAGGCCUCUCGAAAUCAAUACUGAACUAGAAGGUAGUGCAUCGUUUCAAGCUGGAGUGGCCAACUUGAUAUCCGAGAUCACAACCAACUCUACAAGGAGCAAGGAGGAUUUUGAGGGGGAUUCCCCGGAUCACGGCGAUAUAUUCACCAUUGAGGCAAAGCAAAUAAGACGCGGGCAGCGAGCCGCAGCCAGGCGACGGAGUAUGAUGUUAUAGAUAGGUUUUGGAGUAGUAGGGGAUCAUUCGCAAAUAGUAUCUUAAUGAGACCUUCUGCAUCUACACUGCUUGUGUAUCUAAUCUCUAUUGCGCUACAAGUUCCCAAACCCCCUAGUGAGGUAAGUCCAAAGAACCGGACCAUCAAGUCAUGCAUGAGCUGCGCAUACAUCGCACGGCAACAAUUCUUUUGCUUUGAAAAGAAACAUCCCCACGCUAUUAUCUUGGCCUUCCCUCGGUAUUCUGACGUGGCAUGGGACGGAUUGUCUCUCGAGUCUCGUUUCCG